CGCGACCCCUCACUCCGUCAAUAUGGUUCACAAAGUCCUCUUCUGGAGCGGCUUCGGCAUUGCCGUCCGACUCUGGCAGCUCGGCAUCGAAAUGCGUCCUCUCUUCGUCAAGGAAUCCCUCUGGGCGUACCCCCUCUUCGCUGGUAUCGGUGGCAGUUUCGGAUACUGGAUCCAGGGUGUUGAACAACGACAACUCAAAAUCCUCGCACAGCAAAAGGAAGCUAUCCUGGAGAAGCGCCGGCGACGAGACGAUGGUGCUCUGAGCAAGGUGGAAGAGGCCGGUACCUUAGCUGCGACGUCAUAAAGUUGGUGGUUCAGUUUCGCUUGUGUUUAUAUCAUAUCAUAUCCGCCUCUUUUUUUGUGUUCGGUGAAUAGCGCGUGGAAGGACGGGUUGUCUUCCCUCGUGAGGGUUGGAAGAUUCAAUCUGUAUAUGUACCAAAAUGCAAUGGUUAAAAUUCGCUAUGGUGACAAUUCCGUGUUCGAUAGAGUACUGCUAUUGAAGGAUGUGUAGGGAAGGGUUAAAGCGAAUUGGCUUGACUGUGAUUCAAUAAAUUUUUAGUGCUUUCAAUUCCUUAACGUGGUUUCUGCUGAGUUUACUGAGUGUUCCAGUGAACCGGCAUAAUUAGCAUACUCCUAGCGUAGCAGCACAGGUUUACGGGUGCAAUCAAUGUAUAGACAAUCCUGUUAUCUGGGGGAGACAUGAUAAGGGUUUUAGAUCUAGGGUUUCUAUUGUUACUAGGGAGGAAAUAAACGGAAUGUA
Molecule: messenger RNA, 760 nt
Organism: Aspergillus versicolor CBS 583.65
Lineage: Eukaryota; Fungi; Ascomycota; Eurotiomycetes; Eurotiales; Aspergillaceae
Product: putative NADH-ubiquinone oxidoreductase 14 kDa subunit
Exons: 2
Coding region: 23-304 (93 amino acids)
Source: RefSeq, a predicted model, not a curated record